AUCUCAGUCCACUUUACUCUCUCUUUUCCUUUCCUUCACAGAAGAAAAAUUAAGCGGCAUUUCUCCGCUAAAUCUCUCUUCUACAACAACCACCAUUUUCUUUCCCUUUAAUUUAAUCCUCUCUCUCUCUCUCUCUCGCUAAGCACAUUUCCGCUUUUUCCUUUGUUUCUUCUUUUUCUUUUUCGAAUUAUUGGAACUUGUUGAGUAGUUGUUCAGAUCUGAGCACGGUCUCACCGGAUCCGGAUCCAGAUGGAGGAGGCACUGGAGCUGGCACGUGCCAAAGACACCAAGGAGCGAAUGGCGGCGGUGGAGCGGCUCUAUCAACUCCUCGAAGGUUCUAGAAAGAGCCUCACUUCUUCGGAGGUCACUUCGCUUGUCGAUUGCUGCAUGGAUCUCCUCAAGGACAACAACUUCAGAGUCUCCCAGGGCGCUCUCCAGGCUCUUGCUUCCGCCGCCGUCCUCUCCGGUGAUCACUUGAAGUUGCAUUUCAACGCGCUCGUUCCCGCGGUUGUUGAACGGUUAGGUGACGCCAAACAGCCCGUUAGAGACGCCGCCAGACGACUACUGCUCACUCUCAUGGAGGUUUCUUCUCCAACGAUUAUUGUUGAAAGAGCUGGCUCAUAUGCCUGGACUCAUAGAAGUUGGAGAGUUCGGGAAGAAUUUGCGCGUACAGUCACAUCGGCAAUCAGUCUUUUUGCAUCUACUGAACUUCCACUUCAACGGGCUAUUCUUCCCCCUAUUUUGCAGAUGCUGAAUGACUCAAAUCCUGGUGUUCGUGAAGCAGCUAUAUUAUGCAUUGAGGAAAUGUAUACGCAGGCUGGAACUCAAUUCCGUGAUGAGCUUCAUCGCCAUCAGCUUCCUGCAUCUAUGGUGAGAGAUAUUAAUGCUAGAUUAGAGAAAAUUGAGCCACAAGUUCGAUCUUCGGAUGGAAUGUUGAGUGGUUUUGGCGCUGGAGAGAUAAAGCCUGCAAUCCUUAACCCCAAGAAAAGCAGUCCAAGAGCCAAGAGUUCUUCAAGGGAGACAUCUCUUUUUGGAGGUGAAAGUGAUAUCACAGAAAAACCCAUAGAUCCAAUUAAAGUUUACUCAGAUAAGGAACUAAUAAGGGAAUUUGAGAAAAUUGCUUCUACCCUUGUUCCAGAAAAAGAUUGGUCCAUACGCAUUGCUGCCAUGCAGAGAGUUGAAGGCCUUGUUUCUGGAGGUGCUACUGAUUAUCCAUGUUUCCGGGGACUCUUGAAGCAGCUUGUUGGCCCGCUAAGUACACAAUUAUCGGAUAGAAGGUCAAGCAUAGUGAAGCAGGCUUGCCAUUUAUUAUCCUUCUUAUCAAAGGAGCUCUUGGGAGAUUUUGAGGCAUGUGCCGAGAUGUUCAUCCCAGUCCUUUUCAAGUUGGUUGUGAUUACUGUGCUUGUAAUUGCAGAGUCCGCAGAUAACUGCAUAAAAACGAUGUUGCGUAACUGCAAAGUUGCCCGUGUGCUUCCCCGCAUAGCUGAUUGUGCAAAGAAUGACCGUAGUUCUGUACUCCGUGCUAGGUGUGUUGAGUACGCAUUGUUGAUACUUGAGCAUUGGCCAGAUGCACCAGAAAUACAGCGAUUGGCUGAUUUAUAUGAGGACCUUAUUAGGUGUUGCGUUGCGGAUGCAAUGAGUGAGGUACGAUCAACUGCUAGAAUGUGCUACAGAAUGUUCACCAAAACUUGGCCAGAUCGUUCUCGUCGCUUGUUCUCAUCCUUUGAUCCUGUCAUUCAAAGGAUAAUUAACGAAGAAGAUGGAGGGAUGCAUAGGCGGCAUGCUUCUCCUUCUCUCCGUGACAGAAAUAUACAGAUGUCAUUUACCUCUCAAACUUCUGCUCCUUCAAAUGUUCCUGGAUAUGGAACGUCUGCUAUAGUUGCAAUGGACAGAACUUCAAGUUUAUCGUCAGGGACUUCUCUCUCUUCUGGUUUGAUUCUAUCCCAGUCGAAGCCCCUUGGUAAAGGUGCUGAACGUACUCUGGAGAGCGUGUUGCAUGCAAGCAAACAGAAAGUCAGCGCCAUUGAAAGUAUGCUUAGAGGUCUGGACAUAUCCGAAAAACAGAGGUCAUCAAGUUUGGAUCUAGGAGUUGACCCUCCAUCAUCUCGUGAUCCACCAUUCCCUGCUACUGUUCCAGCUUCUAAUAGUCUCACAAGCUCUUUAGGAGUAGAAUCAACUACCUCUAGUGUUGGUAAAGGUAGUAACCGCAAUGGUGGUAUGAUUAUGUCUGACAUCAUUACUCAAAUUCAAGCUUCCAAAGAUUCAGGCAAGUUAUCAUAUAGAAGUAGUGUGGCAACUGAGACUUUGCCAGCUUUCCCAUUAUACUCUGCCAAAAGGGCAUCUGAAAGGCAAGAGCGAGGUUCUGUUGAAGAGAACAGUGACAUUAGGGAGGCUAGGCGGUUUAUAAAUCCACAUAUUGACAGACAAUAUUUGGACACACCUUAUAGAGAUGUAAACACUAAGGAUUCACAGAACAAUUAUAUUCCAAACUUCCAGAGGCCACUUUUGAGAAAACAUGUAGCUGGGCGGAUGUCUGCAGGAAGGAGAAAGAGUUUUGAUGAUAGCCAGCUGUCACUUGGAGAGAUGUCAAAUUAUGUUGAAGGUCCCGCUUCUCUCAGUGAUGCCCUUAGUGAGGGGCUCAGUCCUAGUUCUGAUUGGUGUGCUAGGGUUGCUGCUUUUACUUAUCUCCGGUCUUUGCUGCAGCAGGGACCAAAAGGUGUUCAGGAAGUGGUUCAGAAUUUUGAGAAGGUAAUGAAACUGUUUUUCCAGCACUUGGAUGAUCCCCACCAUAAAGUUGCACAGGCUGCCCUUUCAACUCUUGCAGAUAUUAUUCCAUCAUGUCGAAAGCCCUUUGAGAGUUACAUGGAAAGGAUCUUACCCCAUGUUUUUUCACGGUUAAUUGAUCCAAAGGAGUUGGUUAGGCAACCUUGCUCAACGACUUUGGAAAUUGUUAGCAAAACUUAUAGCAUAGAUUCUCUCUUACCUGCUUUGCUGCGUUCAUUAGAUGAACAGCGAUCACCAAAGGCAAAGUUAGCUGUUAUUGAGUUUGCUAUUAGUUCCUUCAACAAGCAUGCUAUGAAUUCUGAAGGUUCUGGUAAUAUUGGCAUCCUGAAGUUAUGGCUUGCUAAAUUGACGCCAUUGGUCCAUGACAAAAACACUAAGCUUAAGGAUGCAGCUAUUACUUGCAUUAUAUCUGUCUACUCGCACUUUGAUCCGACUGCAGUUCUGAAUUUUAUUCUUAGUUUAUCAGUUGAAGAACAAAAUUCAUUGAGACGGGCACUUAAACAGUACACCCCUCGUAUUGAGGUGGACCUAAUAAACUAUUUGCAGAACAAGAAAGAAAGGCAGCGUGCUAAGUCUUCCUAUGAUCCAUCUGACGUUGUUGGAACAUCAUCUGAAGAAGGAUAUAUUGGUGUGUCCAAGAAGAGUCUUUUACUUGGAAGGUAUUCUGCUGGUUCCCUUGAUAGUGAAGGUGGUAGGAAGUGGGGUUCCACUCAGGAUUCAACCCUGAUCGCAAGCAGUAUUGGCCAGGCAACAUCUGAUGAAACUCAGGAGAACUUAUAUCAGAACCUUGAGACCAGUUCAAAUGCGGAUGCUCUUCCUUCGAAAACCAAACAAUUGUCUUACAUUGUUAAUUCAGGUCAGAGCUUGGGAUCUCGAACUGGCCGGGUUGAGAACUUUGAAAGCAGUGUUAACCUGGAAGGUCUAUCUACUCCACGUUUGGACAUGAAUGGUCUAAGUAGAUCUGAAUCUUUGGGGGCCAUUGAAGGGCUUGGACAUAAUAAUGAGACUUCAUCUGACUUGGACCUUAAUCAUCUUAAACCUGCAGCUGUAAAGAUUAGCUCUAUGCCAGACACUGGGCCUAGCAUUCCUCAAAUUCUUCACCUGAUCUGCAAUGGGAAUGAUGAGAGCCCUACUGCAAGUAAGCGUAGUGCACUCCAGCAAUUAAUUGAAAUUUCUCUGGCUAAUGAUUUCUCCAUUUGGAACAAGUACUUCAAUCAGAUUUUGACAGCUGUACUUGAAGUUUUAGAUGAUUCCGAUUCCUCAAUCCGAGAACUUGCCUUGUCAUUGAUAGUUGAAAUGCUUAAAAACCAGAAAGAUGCUAUGGAAGAUUCUGUUGAAAUAGUGAUUGAGAAGCUGCUUCAUGUAACAAAAGAUAUUGUUCCCAAAGUUUCAAGCGAAGCUGAGCACUGCUUGAACACCGUGUUGUCUCAAUAUGAUCCAUUCAGAUGUUUAAGUGUUAUUGUUCCUUUAUUAGUCACUGAAGAUGAGAAGACUCUGGUUAUUUGCAUAAACUGUUUAACAAAGCUUGUGGGGCGGCUAUCACAGGAGGAGCUAAUGACUCAAUUGCCCUCAUUUUUGCCUGCUCUUUUUGAAGCCUUUGGAAACCAGAGUGCAGACGUCCGGAAGACCGUCGUUUUCUGUUUAGUGGAUAUUUAUAUAAUGCUUGGGAAAGCAUUUUUGCCACACUUGGAGGGGCUUAACAGCACACAGUUGCGGUUGGUUACAAUUUAUGCGAAUCGGAUCUCACAGGCCAGGACUGGCACCCCCAUAGAUGCUAACCAUGAUUAACUGGUACAUUUGGACAGGGAGUCGGGAUUGGGAUUGGGAAAUGUUUACUUAUUCAUUGUUGUGUAUUUUGUAUAUUGUGUGAAUGCAUAUUCGAGGGUGAUUUUUGUUUUUGCUUUUUUAAAUGUAUUUUAGUUCUCUUUAAUUUGGUUUGCUGGGUUUUGGAGGAAGAGUGCUUUUGGUGGGGAAUCAAGUAGGGAAUUGCACGCUGCACUACUGUGCCCAUGUUGUAAUCACCAUUUUCGUAACAUUGUUGUUAUAGUGAUAAAGAAAUAUGGUUUUGGAGAAA
Messenger RNA from Theobroma umbraticum, 4858 nucleotides. RefSeq names its product CLIP-associated protein (gene CLASP). Gene Ontology annotation, cellular component: cytoplasmic microtubule. Lineage: Eukaryota; Viridiplantae; Streptophyta; Magnoliopsida; Malvales; Malvaceae. Gene Ontology annotation, biological process: microtubule cytoskeleton organization. The record is from RefSeq and is a predicted model, not a curated record. Gene Ontology annotation, molecular function: microtubule binding.